Condylura cristata (star-nosed mole) is the source of this 1920-nucleotide messenger RNA. Its product is annotated as zinc finger protein 420-like. The coding region runs from base 1 to 1617 and encodes 538 amino acids. Gene Ontology annotation, cellular component: nucleus. The transcript is spliced from 6 exons. Gene Ontology annotation, biological process: regulation of transcription by RNA polymerase II. The record is from RefSeq and is a predicted model, not a curated record. Gene Ontology annotation, molecular function: DNA-binding transcription factor activity, RNA polymerase II-specific; RNA polymerase II transcription regulatory region sequence-specific DNA binding. NCBI's taxonomy places the organism in Eukaryota, Metazoa, Chordata, Mammalia, Eulipotyphla, Talpidae.
AUGUUCCUGAAAUGUGCUGGCCAGGGAUCUGUGUCAUUCAAGGAUGUGACUGUGAAUUUUAGCCGGAGUGAGUGGCUACAACUGACCAGUACUGAGCGGACGCUGUACCGGGAUGUGAUGCUGGAGAACUAUAGCCACCUGGUCUCAGUGGGGUAUUGCAUUGCCAAGCCAAAGUUGAUCUUCAGAUUGGAGCAAGGAGAAGAGCUGUGGCCCAUAGAGGGAAAAGUGACAGGCCAGAGGGAUCCUGAAGUCAGGACGUUUGAUGACAUCAGAGAGAGAAGCCAGGAAAACCAAGAUAAACAUUUGUGCUCAGCUCUAAAAGUUCAUCAGAGAAUCCACACAGGAGAGAAGCCCUAUAAGUGUAAUGAGUGUGGGAAAUCCUUUUAUGCAAAAUCAAAUUUCAAUCAUCAUCAGAGAACUCACACAGGGGAGAAACCAUAUGAAUGUAAGGAUUGUGGGAAAUGCUUCUGUGUGAAAUCAAACUUAACAAAACAUCAGAAGACACAUACAGGAGAGAAACCUUUCAAAUGUAAUGAAUGUGAAAAAACUUUCUUCCAGAAGUCACAAUUUACUGACCAUCAGAGAACACACACAGGGGAGAAGCCCUAUAAAUGUAAUGAAUGUGGGAAAUCCUUUUACUAUAAGUCAGCCCUACAUGUACAUCAAGGGAAGCAUUCAGAAGACAAACCCUAUAAAUGUACUGAAUGUGAGAAAUCCUUCUGCUAUAAGUCAGCCCUAAUUAUACAUCAGGUAUCUCAUACAGGAAAGAAGCCCUAUGACUGUAAUGAAUGUGGAAAAACCUUCUGUGUGAAAUCAAAUCUUACGAAACAUCAGAAAAUUCACACAGGUUUGAAACCCUAUGAAUGUAAUGAGUGUGGCAAAUCCUUCGCUAUGAAUUCAAUGCUUGUUGUACAUAAAAGAAUUCAUACAGGGGAGAAACCCUAUGGAUGCAAUGAAUGUGAGAAGUCCUUUUACAAAAAGUCAGCCCUCACUAAACAUCAGAAAACUCACACAGGGGAGAAACCCUAUGGAUGCAAUGAAUGUGGGAAAGCCUUCCAUAUGAAAUCAACUCUAAUUAUACAUCAACGAACACACACAGGGGAGAAACCUUAUGAAUGUCAGGAGUGCAGGAAAACCUUCUUCCAGAAAUCACAUCUUAUUGAACAUCAGAGAACACACACUGGGGAAAAACCCCAUGAAUGUAAUAAAUGUGGGAAGUCUUUCUGUUACAAGUCAGCCUUAACCAUACAUCAAAGAACUCACACAGAAGAAAAACCUUAUAAAUGUAAUGAAUGUGAAAAGUCUUUCUGUAUGAAAUCACACCUCACUGUACAUCAGAGAACUCACACAGGGAAGAACCCCUUCGAAUGUAAUGAAUGUGGGAAGACUUUUUAUGUGAAGUCAAACCUCAUUAAUCAUCAGAGAACACACACAGGUGAGAAGCCAUAUGAAUGUAAGAGAUGUGGGAAAUCGUUCUGUAUGAAGUCAACCCUCACAGUACACCAGCGGACACACACAGGAGAGAAACCCUAUGAGUGUAGUGAAUGUGGAAAGUCCUUUUGUAAGAAGUCAACUCUUACUAAACAUUUGGUCAUUCACACAAAAAAGCUACCCUAAAAAAAAAAAAAAGGAAAAUCUUCCUGUGUGAGGUUAAAUUUUGUCAUGGAAGAAACCAUAGGAAUGUAAUAAUGUGAAGACUCCUCAGAAAGUGCACAUGUGGUGGGGGUUGGCUGACUCUCCAUGAAAGAGAUGAAUAUGGAAAACUUUCUGUGUCAUACCUUACUGUCAGAGAACUUGUGGAUCUACCUAUUGAAUACAUGCUUCAGAUAAAUCAUGGGGGAAGAGAAUAAAGAAUGCCAUAAAGGCAUUUACAAAGUUGCAACCUACUUAACAUUAAUAUUGAAGGGAAGUUAUAUAAAU